AUGAGUAGUUCAAGUCUUGUGUUUUUACUCUAUGGGCUUACUCUAGCCUCCAUUGUGGCCACAAUACAUGGAAGGAAUUUGAAGCAAAGCAUGCAUGAAAGAAAGAAGCAACAAUUAGAGCAACAAUCAUAUCCUCCACCACCACCACCACCUUCACGAGAAAGCUUGUAUUUAGCUUCACUUUCAAAGGGGACUGUGCCGAAUUCUUCACCCACCAAACAUCACCACUCUUUCGUAGUCAAUGAGGAGCUCAUUGUGCGUCACCUAGCGGCUCUUGAUCGUAUUCUUCGCUCCGUUCCUAGCCCCGGUGUUGGCCAUUAA
Messenger RNA from Daucus carota subsp. sativus, 321 nucleotides. Its product is annotated as precursor of CEP14. The record is from RefSeq and is a predicted model, not a curated record. Gene Ontology annotation, biological process: cellular response to nitrogen starvation; response to osmotic stress. NCBI's taxonomy places the organism in Eukaryota, Viridiplantae, Streptophyta, Magnoliopsida, Apiales, Apiaceae. The coding region runs from base 1 to 321 and encodes 106 amino acids. The transcript has a single exon.